Messenger RNA from Monomorium pharaonis (pharaoh ant), 1267 nucleotides. RefSeq names its product THAP domain-containing protein 5-like. The transcript has 7 exons. The record is from RefSeq and is a predicted model, not a curated record. Bases 166 to 1206 code for a protein of 346 amino acids. Gene Ontology annotation, molecular function: sequence-specific DNA binding. NCBI's taxonomy places the organism in Eukaryota, Metazoa, Arthropoda, Insecta, Hymenoptera, Formicidae.
ACAAUAUGGCGGUGUAUACGAAUACGAACACAGUAUACUGUGACGAUGAUACGAAAUUCCACGUGUAUAAAUUAAUUAUCUAUAGACGCAGGUGUGUCUAUAGCAGUUUUAUCUAAAAUAUUACUUUUUUUAUAAUAGAAAUAGUAAAAAUAGUGAGAUUUCAAAAUGAAAAAAUGUGUUUAUUGUGGAAAAGGAAGUGAAAAUAAACAACGAACGUUUCAUAGAUUCCCAAACAAGGAAAAAUAUUCACAAUUAUUUGAAAAAUGGAUUAAAAAUAUGAACCUGGAUUUAAAUAUAAGAAUAUCAAAAGAUUCAAGGCUAUGUUCAGAUCAUUUUGAGAAAAAACACUUUUAUGUAGAAAAUAAAAAUACAUAUUUAAAAUCAGGAAGUGUUCCGACAAUAUUCAACAAAUACAAAUCGGAAUGUGCAAUAUGUAAGGUAAAGAAAGGGACAGAUCUUCGAUCUUUUCACAAAUUUCCUGUAAACAACUCACAACUUUUAAAUAAGUGGUUAUCUUACAUAAAAAUGGAAAAUUUUUAUCCUACUAUACAAGAUUUAAUAUGUUCAAUUCAUUUUGAAGAAAAUUGUUUUUUACGUCACGGACAAAAAAAAACUUUACGAUUGAAAAAGAACGCAAUACCAACAAUAUUUAGAGAAGAUGUUGUAUAUACCGAUCCAAACUUGAUUUCAAAUAUUGGAAAUUAUACAUUGCACAGUUUGAAUGAAAAUACGAUAAACAAUAAUAAUCAUUCUACAGAAUCCUACAAGAGUUUCAAUAGUUUAUCACAAAAUGAGAAAAUAACAAUAUUAAAUAUGGAAGUUAAUACAUUGCAUCAUUUAGAAAACAAUGCAAUUGAUAAUAACAAUUAUGAUAUUAUUGACUCUAUAACAUCAGAUUUUAGUGAGAAUACAAACAAAGACAAUAAUUCAACAUUUGUUACAUUAAGCCAGAAAAGUACAGUAGCAGAAGUACAACAAUUAAAUUUAAUUCAAUCGGAUCAUAACUAUUGCAGUUCACCAAAAAAGCUUCGUGAAAAAUAUCUUACAUUGAAGCAUUGUUAUAUGUUGAAGUCUAAGGCAUUGAAAAUUAGGAAUCAACGCAUAUCCAGAUUGAAGAAAAAAGUUGCCUCUUUGAAGGAUAUACUGCAAGUAUGGAUUACUACAACACAAGGACACGAGGACAAAAGCUAUAACAAUAUCCUUUAAACUUAUUUAUAAGUUUAUUAGUAGUAUUAUUUAUUAGUAAGAUUAUUUAACAAGAUGGUUA